Dunckerocampus dactyliophorus (ringed pipefish) is the source of this 14649-nucleotide messenger RNA. It is a transcript of the gene cacna1bb, whose product is annotated as calcium channel, voltage-dependent, N type, alpha 1B subunit, b. Bases 53 to 7657 code for a protein of 2534 amino acids. Gene Ontology annotation, cellular component: voltage-gated calcium channel complex; neuronal cell body; membrane. The record is from RefSeq and is a predicted model, not a curated record. Gene Ontology annotation, biological process: chemical synaptic transmission; calcium ion import across plasma membrane. Lineage: Eukaryota; Metazoa; Chordata; Actinopteri; Syngnathiformes; Syngnathidae. Gene Ontology annotation, molecular function: high voltage-gated calcium channel activity. The transcript has 52 exons.
CAAAUUCACUUGAAUCCACCCAAAGUGACUUGAGGUAUGUUUGCAACCCCGCAUGGCCGCCACGAAGCGAAGAACAGUUCCUCACACCUCCAAAUGGGUCGAGACGCGAUCAACUGUCGUUUACGCCCUGCGUUCAGUCACGUUCAGCUCAUGGCGGAUGCUCACCCUAGGGGCGGAGUACGAGGACACCUGGGCCCUGUCACCUGCCAGGAGGUGUGGACCCAGACGGCAGGUGAAGGAGGAUCCUGGGGGAACCCAUGCUGGUACUGUAGCGCCAGGGGAACCUUCAGGAAAACACGGCGAUGCCAAUACCACGGAAUAUGAAACAGUUAUACACUUGGAAGCAGAGAGCAGAGCGGGGAACAGGGAGGGUCUGCGUCACAUGGUCCACCAGCACGAGAUGCAGACUAACUCACCUUGGCCUGGCAGAAUGGCUCGUUUCGCUGACGAUCUCCCCACCCGCUAUGGAGGGGGCGCUGGCGGCGGCGGAGGAGGAGGUGGUGGAGGAGGAGGCGGGCGUGGAGCACCGGGCGCCGGCAGAGGGGGAGCCCGGGGUGGAGGCGCUCCGGGCGGCCAGAGAAUGUACAAACAGUCGAUGGCCCAGAGAGCCCGGACUAUGGCCAUUUACAACCCGAACCCUGUCAAGCAAAACUGCUUCACUGUCAACCGCUCCCUCUUCAUCUUCCGGGAGGACAACCUCAUCAGGAAGUAUGCCAAACGUAUAACAGAGUGGCCUCCAUUUGAAUACAUGAUCCUGGCUACAAUCAUCGCCAACUGCAUCGUCUUGGCCCUGGAGCAACAUCUACCUGCCAGUGACAAGACGCCCAUGUCGGAGCGCUUGGACGACACAGAGCCCUACUUUAUUGGAAUAUUCUGUUUUGAGGCCGCCAUUAAGAUCAUCGCCCUGGGCUUCGCAUUUCACAAAGGCUCCUACCUCCGCAACGGAUGGAAUGUAAUGGACUUUGUGGUCGUUCUCACCGGAAUCCUGGCAACGGUGGGUUCCGACUUUGACCUACGAACACUGCGGGCGGUGAGAGUGCUGCGACCGCUCAAACUUGUGUCUGGGAUCCCCAGCCUCCAAGUGGUGUUGAAGUCCAUAAUGAAAGCCAUGGUUCCCCUGCUUCAGAUCGGCCUGCUGCUUUUCUUCGCCAUUGUCAUGUUUGCCAUCAUCGGUGUGGAGUUUUACAUGGGCAAGUUCCACACCACCUGCUUCAACGUCGACACCGGUGAAAGAGUAGCAGAAUGGCCUUGUGGCCUGGAGCCCCCGGCCAGGUUGUGUCCUAAUGGGACCCAGUGCAGAGAAUACUGGACGGGACCCAACUUUGGCAUUACCAACUUCGACAACAUCCUAUUUGCUGUGCUUACGGUGUUCCAAUGCAUCACGAUGGAGGGCUGGGUGGACAUUCUCUACAGCACCAAUGAUGUGUCAGGAAACACAUGGAAUUGGCUCUACUUCAUCCCUCUCAUCAUCAUCGGCUCUUUCUUCAUGCUCAACUUGGUCCUCGGUGUCCUAUCGGGAGAGUUUGCCAAAGAGAGGGAGCGCGUGGAGAAGAGACAGGAAUUCUUGAAGCUUCGAAGACAGCAACAAAUUGAAAGAGAGCUCACCGGAUACCUAGAAUGGAUCUGCAAAGCUGAGGAAGUGUUGCUGGAGGAGGAGGAUGAAAACGCAGUGGAGAAAUCGCCUUUGGAUGGUGCGUGGUACAAGCGGAAACAAAACCUGCCAGUACUGAAACGAGGCAAAGCCAAGAAGGGUAAAAAUGACCUGAUUGGUGCUGAGGAAGGGGAAGAUCCAUUCGCUGACAUCUCCUCUGUUGCGCCUCCUGGGUCUCCUUUUGGUCGAGCCAGUUUGAAAAGCAGCACUAAGAUGGACAGUUCAUCGUACUUUCGCCGUAAGGAGAAGAGAAUCCGAUUCUUCAUCCGGAGGAUGGUGAAAGCUCAAAGCUUCUACUGGAUCGUUCUGUGCCUGGUGGGCCUAAACACUCUGUGUGUGGCCAUCGUUCACUACGAUCAACCCGAGUGGCUUACAAGAGCCCUGUACACAGCAGAGUUUGUGUUCUUGGGUUUGUUUCUGACGGAGAUGACCUUGAAGAUGUAUGGCCUUGGACCAAGGAAUUAUUUCCACUCCUCCUUUAACUGUUUUGAUUUUGGGGUAAUUGUGGGAAGUAUUUUUGAAGUGAUCUGGGAUAUGAUCAAACCAGGAGCAUCAUUUGGUAUCAGUGUGUUGAGAGCCCUGAGACUGCUGAGGAUCUUCAAAGUCACCAAGUACUGGAACUCCCUGAGGAACCUUGUAGUUUCCCUCCUCAAUUCCAUGAAGUCAAUCAUCAGUUUGCUCUUCCUCCUCUUUCUCUUCAUUGUUGUCUUCGCUCUGCUGGGCAUGCAGCUCUUCGGAGGACAGUUUAACUUUGAGGAUGAGACACCGACAACAAACUUCGAUACCUUCCCAGCAGCCAUCCUCACUGUGUUUCAGAUUUUGACCGGUGAGGACUGGAAUGCUGUGAUGUACCACGGGAUUGAGUCUCAAGGGGGCGUCCGCCGUGGGAUGUUCUCCUCCGUUUACUUCAUUGUCCUCACGCUUUUUGGAAACUAUACCCUACUGAAUGUCUUCUUGGCUAUCGCUGUGGAUAAUCUUGCAAAUGCGCAGGAGCUAACGAAGGACGAAGAGGAGCAGGAGGAAGCAGCCAAUAAAAAGCUCGCUCUGCAGAAAGCUUUGGAGGUGAAAGAAGUCAGUCCCAUGUCGGCAGCCAACAUCUCAAUUGCGGCUUUUGUAAAGCAAAAUCGAGAUGCACUCUCUCGCAGGUCGUCCAUCAACAGCAUUCAGUCACUGAGUUAUACUCUCUAUUCUUCCCCUGCCCGACGAAUCCUGAGCAAGGAGCAGCAGCGGGCCAACAAGACCAUGUCAAUAUGGGAGCAGAGGACCAACCAGCUGAGGAGACACAACAUGAGAGCGAGCAGCGAGGCCUUGUUUAACGAGCUCGACCCUGAGGAACGCCUACGAGUGUCUUCUGCCCUGCAUCUGCAUCCUGACAUGAAAACUCACCUGGACCGGCCCCUGGUUGUGGAGGCCAAGAACGCCAACUUGCCAUGCAAGCGAGAAGAAGGACAGCAAGAUGACGUGGGAGACAACUUACAUUUGCACACCAGAAAACACCACAGACAUCGGGGCAGGAACGGUGACGGUCGGGAUGGAGGCGAUGGCCGUGCGACGAGACAUCACACCCAUCACAGCAGGAGCAAAGAUCACCACAGCAAUGGGGCUCAGACUAAAGAGAGGAGAGGGGAGAGGAACCACACUCGGGAUGAUGGGCAAAGACGCAGACGGCAUCAUCCAGCUGGUUCCCCGGAAGAAGACGCCUCGGAUGUACGAGGAGGAGUGGAAGAACGAGGGCAUCGCCAUCAUCACUCCCAUCGUACGCCAAAAGAGGGGAAUGGGGCUUUAGCAAAUGGUGCACACGGAGAGCAUCGGGGCCGGGGAAGAGGAGGCGAAGGUAACGGAGAGAGGAAAGGACGUUGCUCCCAAAUGAUCAGAGCUCAAUCAACUCUGGAUGGAGAUGAAAGCAAAAAAGGCAUAAGAGGACAUAGGGAGAUGCAGUCUGAUGCUGAAGAGGAGGGUCUUACUACAAGUCCCCUGCAGCCAAUGCAGAGCACGCUGAGUCUUGGAGACAAGCAAGAGGACGCCGACAACCAGAAAAACUCCACAAGAGCAAGCCAGGCCGGCCUUAACAGCAACACUAUUCACAUCCCUGUCACCAUUACUGCCCCACCUGGAGAGACCACCAUCAUUCCCAUGAACAACAUUGACUGCGACAACUUCAAAGUAAAUGAAGAGAAGAAAGCUCUGGAAGAGGAUGAUGAUAACAGACCUCGGCAGAUCCUUCCCUAUAGCUCCAUGUUCAUCUUUGGGCAAACAAACCCGGUGCGGCGACUGUGUCACUACGUGGUCAACUUACGCUACUUUGAAAUGUGCAUCCUGAUGGUCAUUACCAUGAGCAGCAUCGCUCUGGCAGCUGAGGACCCCGUGCAAGCCAAUGCACCGCGGAACAACGUCCUCAAGUAUCUGGAUUAUGUCUUCACCGGUGUGUUCACUUUUGAGAUGGUGAUUAAGAUGAUUGACUUAGGACUUCUCCUCCACCCUGGCUCCUAUUUUCGUGACCUGUGGAACAUUCUUGACUUCAUUGUGGUCAGUGGAGCUCUUGUGGCCUUUGCCUGCUCAUCGCAACAAAGCGUGGCCAGAGGGACAAAAGGCAAGGACAUCAACACUAUUAAGUCCCUGAGGGUCCUCAGAGUCUUGCGGCCACUUAAGACCAUUAAACGGCUUCCCAAGCUGAAGGCUGUGUUCGACUGUGUUGUGAAUUCCCUGAAGAAUGUUCUCAACAUCCUUAUCGUCUACAUCCUCUUCAUGUUCAUCUUUGCUGUCAUCGCCGUGCAGCUUUUUAAAGGGAAAUUCUUCUACUGCACUGAUGAGUCCAAGGGUCUUGAGAAAGACUGCAGGGGUCAGUUUCUGGACUAUGACAAAAUGGAACGUGGACGUGAUGUAGAAGCUCAGCCCAGAGAGUGGAAGAAAUACGAGUUCCACUACGAUAACGUUCUUUGGGCCUUCUUGACACUUUUCACCGUCUCCACUGGAGAGGGCUGGCCUCUGGUGCUGAAGCAUUCAGUAGAUGCCACCUAUGAGGACCAGGGUCCCAGCCCAGGCUUCCGCAUGGAGACAUCCAUCUUUUACGUGGUGUACUUUGUGGUGUUCCCUUUCUUCUUUGUCAACAUAUUUGUGGCUUUGAUUAUCAUCACCUUCCAGGAGCAGGGAGACAAAGCUAUGUCUGAGUGUAGCCUGGAAAAGAAUGAGAGGGCUUGUAUUGAUUUUGCCAUAAACGCCAAGCCGUUGACAAGGUACAUGCCGGAGAACAAGCAGUCCUUCCAGUAUAGGAUGUGGAAAUUUGUGGUGUCGCCGCCUUUCGAGUAUGCCAUUAUGACUUUAAUUGCCCUCAACACAGUGGUGCUGAUGAUGAAGUUUUACGGAGCUCCAGACAAAUAUGAGUCCAUGCUGAAAUACUUGAACAUCCUCUUCACUGCUCUCUUCACUCUGGAGUGCAUCCUUAAGGUUAUUGCAUUUGGUCCACUGAACUACCUGAAAGCAGCCUGGAAUGUGUUUGAUUUUGUGACAGUGCUCGGAAGCAUAACAGACAUCUUGGUAACAGAGAUUAAGGACAAGAUGAUUAACUUGAGCUUCCUGAGGCUGUUCAGAGCGGCACGGCUCAUCAAACUGCUGCGACAGGGCUACACCAUUCGCAUCUUGCUGUGGACCUUCGUUCAGUCCUUCAAGGCCCUGCCGUAUGUUUGCCUGCUCAUUGCAAUGCUCUUCUUCAUCUAUGCCAUCAUCGGAAUGCAGGUGUUUGGGAAUAUUGAGCUGAACGAAGAGACGGCCAUAAAUCACCACAACAACUUCCAGACCUUUUUCCAGGCUUUAACCCUUCUCUUCAGGAGUGCCACAGGUGAAGCGUGGCAUGAGAUCAUGCUAUCGUGUCUCAGUCAUCGGUCAUGUGAUAAACUCUCAGGAACAGCAGGGAAGGAGUGUGGAAGUGACUUUGCCUACUUCUAUUUUGUCUCCUUCAUUUUCCUUUGCUCCUUCCUGAUGUUAAAUCUUUUCGUUGCCGUCAUCAUGGAUAACUUUGAGUACCUGACCAGAGACGCCUCCAUCCUGGGCCCUCAUCACCUCGAUGAGUUCAUCCGCGUGUGGGCCGAGUAUGACCCCGCUGCCUGCGGCCGCAUGCCAUAUCGCGAUAUGUACGAGAUGCUUCGAGACAUGUCCCCACCUCUAGGUUUGGGAAAGAAAUGUCCGCCCCGCAUCGCCUAUAAGCGUUUGGUAAGGAUGAACAUGCCAAUUGCGGACGACAACACAGUGCAUUUCACCUCCACACUCAUGGCCCUGAUCCGCACAGCCCUGGAGAUCAAGCUGGCGUCUGGGGUUUUAGCGCAACAUCUGUGUGAUAUUGACCUGAAGAGAGAGCUGAACAGAGUCUGGCCCAACCUGUCGCAGAAGUCUGUUGACCUGCUCGUGACCCCACAUAAAUACAACGAACUGACAGUGGGGAAGGUGUACGCAGCUCUUAUGAUCUUUGACUAUUACAAGCAGAAUCGCGCCAAGCGACUCCAGCAGCAGCAUCCUUCAGGUGGACCUCAGAGUAAACUGGGGGCGUUGUUCCGUCCUAUACUCCCACUUGGUCAUAUACAGGAAGUAGAACCCCCGAUACCCAGUCCCAAACAGCUGCUGCCUUUGCAACCUGAAUCAGAGCCUAAAACAUCACCUGUGCCACCUCUUCCGACCACUACCACCUCUGUUACCAAGGACACAAUACUUGACCAGAGGAGUUCCAUAAAACACUCCCAGUCUGGUGAUGUUUCUCAGGCAGCACUGAGACCUAAAGGUCGGAGGAAACUCCAGCGAGGCCAGUCAGAAGAUGUGCCGUGUUCCACAAGGCCUCAGGAAGCUGUUGAGAUGAAGCCAGUUGAGGAGAACAUCUCGGACACAGAGGGACAUCGUGGCUUAGAAGGUCAGGGCAGAGCAACGUCUCUGCCUCGACUUAAUGCUGAGUUCUACCGGAGCCACUCUCGCCACGCCCCUGGGACCCACCUGGCACCAAUUGUUGACCUCAGUCCCAUAAGACGCUCCGCGUCCUCGUUGACCCCACAGCACAAGCAGGAGGUCGUUCUUAAGGACUAUAACCUGACACGGCCAGACCAGCCUCAAUCAUCAACGCGGCCAGGGCCGGUCCAGGGCCAGGACCGAGCACAUCACCAUCACCACCACCAUCGCUGCCACAGACGCAGGGACAAGGAAAAAGACAAAAAACAGAAAUCUCUGGAUAGAGCAACGUCCGUGCAGCAACCGAGUACUGUUGGCUCCUUCACCGACCCUUCAGCUGAAGGGUUGUCCAGAGAACGAGCUAGGGAGCGUGAUCGCAGUCGCCAUCACGAGAGGAGGCAUCAUUCCUCUGCAGGGGAGCAACGCUACUACUCAGAGCGCUACAGCUGCAGGGAGGCAUGCCAUGCCAAGUCAGCCAGUCCAAGCCGAUCCACGUCUCCAGGAGAGGGACAAGACACCGGUGUCCUUAAACAACAUGGUAGCACUGGGGGUAAGCCAGCACCCUCUGGUUCAAGCACACCAGGCCGUGGUCGCAGGCAGCUUCCCCAAACGCCCCUCACCCCCCGCCCUGCCGUGGCCUACAAGACUGCUUCCUCCUCCCCUCUGCCGUCAGCUGCCAGCACCACCAUAGCCGGGUACCAGACUCGUGUCAGCCGUGGCCUUUCAGAACACGAGCGCUUGCAGGGGGGCAAUGACCUGUCCCCGGUACCGGUCACCUGCAUUGGUUCUGACCCCAAUUUAAACCUACAGGGAACUUCUCAUCAAGCGCUCCUUGAAGAGACCGAUGACUUCCAGGACGCUGUUAGCAGCCAACUGUUGUCACAGACCGCCAGGGCGAGCACCUCCGCUACGACCUCCGCUUCCCAUGAAAGUGCCGCUGUGCCUGUCGCAGCGGUGGCCACACAAGGCCGCGCUGACGUCGUACCGAAUGGCUACCACUUCACCUUUGGGGUCAACUCGGCGUCAAACGGCAGAGGAACAGGAAGCCUCAGGGAGAGAGAGGAGGAGGACUGGUGCUAACAUGCUAGGAUAGAUGAAGAGAGGUUUUUCCUGUCCACUGAUGAAGGAGCAGCUUGUCCACGUUGCUCACCUCAGUAUGCUUGAGCUGGUCAGAGGCCAGCAGGCUGAGACAGUGAGGAAGUGGAAACAAGCCGGUUGAAAGUGCUGAAAAAGGGAGAUUUAUUCCAGCUUUCUAGUGUUACUCUCCCUAAUACAUCAUUUAUUGUCAAAGGAAAGAGAAAGCUGACUUGUUCAACCCCUUAACUUGCACUGAAAUGUUAGCACAUUUGAAGACCCUUCAGUAUUUCUGUCUUGGCCAGUAGUGUUGGAGGAGACUAAAAGCGAAAAUCUUGGCGGAACAGUAUGAAUAAUGUUAAAAACUCAUCUGAAUGCCUCGUCGUUUGAUCUAACUGGAUGCCCACAACACAUUUUUUCAAUCUUUGCUUCACCCUAUACAGUACAGUGGGAGAAAGAAGUAUUUGAUCCCCUGCUGAAUUAGUAAGUUCCUUACAAAGACAUGCAGCGGAACCCUCUUAUGUCGACCAACUCAUCGAGUCUUAUGACUAAAAAUAUGGUCGACCACUUUUGUUGACAUAAAACUGAAACCCAAACGGGACAUUUCUAUGAAAAAUGGCUCGUUUAUGUUGACGUGUGUUGUAGUAUUGUCAACGCCAUUGUUAUCGCUAAGCCAUGUGGAAAGACAACAGCAACGUAAGUACUGUUUACGGCAGCGUUAAAACGUGCACAAUGACUUCUUGUUCAGUGCAAAGUAACCGUUAACUGGAUUCAACUACAGCAACUAACAAAAUGCACCCUCUUUUUAAUUGUUGGCCAACUGAAGUAAGAUGUGCACAUGUGUGGAGGCUUUCUUGUCAAUCCAGUCAAGUUUCCGCAUCAACCAAUCUGAGGAGCGUCGACUUUAAGAGGUUAAUAAUAGCAUUAUUUUUAUAAUAACAUUAUAUUUAUUGUAACCAAGAAAUAUUGAAAAAAAAACAAUCCAGAAAACAUUAUAAAUAAAGGUUAUAAAUAUGUUGGUAUUUGAUUGAGGGAAAUUCCCAGGCCACUGAAUCGACAACUGAACUGUUCAGGUUGUCUUAAAAGAGGUUUCAUCCUCUCAUCCGAGCAGGAUUCAUCAGUUCAUGCUCAAUGACUAGCAGGUUUAAGACUAGGUGGGACAAACACUAGUCGGACUAGGUGGGACAGCCCUCAUCUUGAGGAAAGAAGACUGGUGGUUUGGGGGAGUGAUGGAGGCUAUCUACGUCAAAGUGGACAAACUAUCUCUAAACAGAGGGGGAGGUCUGUGAAUAGGAUGCUAGCGAGGGUGAUACCACCCAAAUGAUGGUCAUUGGCUGGCAGAGACCUCACUCCAUUGUAUCUAACGACUGUUAUUUGACACUACCUAAGAGCAAAAUUGUUUUUGUCAGGACAUGCCUCUACCUGUAGAGGAUAAAUACUUUGGAUCCUUCACCGACUCCUCAGACUAGGCCUAUCCUACCUAGUCAGACUAUUGUUUGUCCCACCUUGUCUUUAAACCUGCUCGAAUGAGAGGCGAAACGUUGCCUAAAACAACCUGAACAGUCCAGUUGCAAUCGAUACAAUGCCCUGAGAAUACAAUGACCUGGAUGGACCUGGAAACCUGGAAAUGUGUAUUUGAUCUUAAAGCAAAACACCGGCAAGCACAGUGGUCAGAGUUUUCUGUCUCGGGAGGGACCCGAGUAGAUAAACAAACCCAAAAAGAAUAUUUCCACCUUUAAAGAUGGACAGUAGGAGGGUGGUGUUGGGGUCAUAUUCAAAAUUCCUCUGCCUGAGAAGACUUUGUUUGGACUGGUCCUUUUACAGGGCAAAAGUCCGCCAAGUUUAUUUUAAUCGAACAGCUCUGAAAUGAAUCUAGGCAUUUCAAGGAGAGUUUACAAUUUUAUUCCAACAGGAAUUGAUACAAACAAUUGUAAUGCCAGCACUGGAGAGAGCGAUUAGCUUCCACCGAAGGUUUAGCAAAGUCCAAUCGAUCUCUUUUUAUGAGUUCUGUCAGAGAGGAGGUAAACUUCCCUUAUUUAGUUGUUGGGAUUUUGGUUUAGACUGGCUCCAGCCAGUAUAGGUUGACAGCUAAGCGCUGGAAUAUUUAGAAACUACAGCGUGUGUUUGCGCGUGCAGAUAAAAAGACAAGGUGUAUUUGUGCUAGCCUAGAUGGCCUUGUUGAUUGUGCAUCAUGUUGGAGAUAAGCCUUCAGACCUCAUCACUUAUUUACAACAGGAGGAAAAUAUUCCAUUCCUAACAGCUUCAAGUCCAGUUGAUGCCAAAGAGCUCAAUUUUUUUUAAUCAUCUGACCAAAUCUCAUUGUCCAUAUAAAGUAUGUUACCAUUGUUUAUCUUGGCAGUCUGGUCCUAGGAUCCUUGAGAUCUUUUCCAAGCUCCUGUUUGGCAAUUCUGGGCUGAUCCCUCACCAUUCUCAGAAUCAUCCUUACCCCAUAAGGUAAGAUCUCCAUGCAAGAUCUUACCAGAGCGAGGGGGAUCGUUAUCUGGGAUUUCAGGGGGAUAGGACUACAGACAGGACAAGAACGCGUCUGUAGGGGUCAGAAUAUGUACUGGUUGGUAGAAGAUCACAAACUUAUUCCAUCAAUCAAAGACAAAUGAUUGAAAACCUUUUUUCUGGAUUGUUUUUUACAUUCUGUUUCUCUCUGUUACCUGCUAGUGUAAUGGGUGCCACCCAGUGUAUCUGUGCAGAUGUGGCUUGGUAAUCCUCACUCCCUGACACCUUAAGAGCCAUGCUGGAUCUCAAGUUCACAGGCUUUAAGCUAGACGGCUAGCUCUCCCGUUGUCGAGCCCAGGGCGGAAUGUGGGGCUGGCUGAACCAGUUGGGUUAUACUACCACCAAAAUUCUGGACUGUUCAUAUCUUUGUAAGAGGGUACGUUUCCAAAAUAAGCAAGGAAUCAAAUACUUGUCGGUUUUAAUGUACUGUAACUCGUACAAAAAUGUCUCCUUCACCGAAGGCUCAUUACUGAUUAUUUUUAUGUAGGUCUUGGAACUUUUGCGCCAUCACUUAUGAUGAACACCACUAUCAACAGUUCAAAGAGCAACUUCCAGGGAACAGAAACAAACGAGCCAUUUUCAUGGUCACGUUUUGUUCAUUUCUUUGUCCCACACACGGACAAGGACAACAAUUUUACAACAACAUGUGGCCGGAUACUAAGUGCCUCAUUUUGCAAGAUGUGUGUCCAUCCAUCUUCUUGGGUGGGUGGACUGGGCUGAACACACAGUCGAGCAUGUAAGUAUGUACACAGUUAAGAGAAAGUGGACGACAUAAAGUGGUUGUAACUGAGUAAUUGCAAAAAAAAACAAAAAAUAUUUUUUUUAUACACUGAAUCUUGUAUUUUGAAUCCAAAUGAAAGAUGCAAAGUCAGUCACGUAGUGCAUGCCGAGGUCUUGAAAAUAAAAAGUAAUGGUAUCUGUACAUUUACUAAAGGGUGUGUGCUAAGCAUUUGCCUUUUUCUUCCAACACACUGCCAAUCCAUUGCUAGGAAAAAGUCUGCAAAAGGAGAAAAGUGCCAUUUUGAAAAUAUCAGCAUUGCAACAUAAAAAAAGGUCCUCCUCUAGUAAAAGUGAUGAUCAUGGAUUGGUUAGCAAUGUUUAUGUAUUCUUAGGUACAGUCCAGAUGUAUGCAUUCACUUUGAAUUACAAGUGGUCCUCGGUUUAUGAUGUUUUGUGGCUGUUCGUCAAUUGAAAACAUCAUUUUGGUCCAUAAACACGAGACUUGCUCGUGAAAAUGAACAUCAUAAAAAGCUCAGAGGUAGGAGACACGGCCACUCUUUGGUCCUAACCGCUCGACUGUCACAACCAUCAUUGAGGAUAAUGGUUAUUGAACGCUAAAGGGGUCAUGGAUUCUGUGCGCUGUUACAAGGAGAUCUGGAAGGACAAGAGGAGGUUAUUCUUCCAUACUAGCCUGGGAUGUUAUUUCACGAAAGCAGGACAACCGCAGGGAUAAAAAUAAUGACUUCUUUAUUUAUUCUUGUUUUCAUGUCAUUCUUGUAUUGUAUCAUUCUAGACUUACACUGAAACUCAACUUACAUCACCGUCUGGGAACGGAACUCGUUCAUAACCCGAGGACCACCUGUAUUUGGAAUGUUCACAUAUAACACCUAAAAUAUAAACCAAUGUUGUAGAGGGUUUUUGCUUGGAGUCAGCAGGGUUUGAGUUUGUUGAUUUUUAUGUUUUUAUCGAGUGCCGGGUAAUGGCGUGCCUGUCCAGACCUAAAACAAAGAUCACAAUUCCAGUAUCUUUGUAAUAUUUGUUGGAUUCUUUAAAAAUGAUUACUUUGUCUACUUGUGUGUCACUGUGGAGUGAAUAUGUAACACGCAUGGAAAAAUCCUCUACAGGCAUCCCUCUGGCAACAGUGGCUGUGUUGUUUACGUCAGACUUGUUGCUAAAACGUUGAACGCUUUUCCACUUCGUUUACCGGCAGAUCUAGCCAAAACCAUCACCCAGAUCUCAGGGUAUUUCAGUCACACAAUGAUAGCUGAGACUCAGUUGUUUUAGUGGGCCAGCGCACAAUAGGUCAGAUAUUUGUCUCAAUGCAUCACUCAGUGACUGUUAGCCUGCAGAGAUACAGAACAGAGAUGUGUCACUGCAAGACUUUGGAACUGUACCUAAAAAAAAUAUCUGCCCCACAAAUGGAUGAGGUUUUGGCUCAGGCUUAUCAUGUUAAGCUUUGGACUCCAAUGCUUCAUCAUCCUUUUUAACUGAAAGCUCAAACUUGUGAUGGUGCAGUUACGUUCAGGACGUGUUUGCCAGACAUCCGACUACCCUUGCUUGGGCUGGAAGCAUUUAUUGUUGACGUAGUGUGGUUUCACACUCGUUUUUUGGCAUAUUUGCUUUUUAGGUUGAAUCCUUUAGCGCAGCCUCUGCAUGGUGUGUGACGGGAAAUUAUGACAGUGUUGUUUCAAAAUCCGUACAUGUAGACUGGGUUGCGAUCGAAACAGAGAUUUGUACAGACGAUCUCCGUUGCAGGCAAACUGACUUCCCCAAACGUUGUUUACACUGGAACCCGUUUAGGUCGACCCUGUUUAUAUCUUCACACUCCAAUUCACUUUUUUUUUUUUCUCGUAUGUGAUCUGCACCUGAUUUAUUCAUGUCAGUGUGAACAGUUAAAUUCAAUUUGGAUCAAAUUUGACCCAGGCCUCUUUUGUAUGCGGAUAUGAAUCCAAUAUGUGUCUGAUUGCAGUCGGAACGUCCAGGUCGCAUAUCCGAGUUAUACGUCAUCACAGGCGUGUUUUUCCAUACAAGACUUGGGGAAAGGUAGUCACAGAUCGAGGCAGAACUUCUUGUCAUUCGACUGGCUCCGACUCUUAAGCCACGGAGCCUCGGAACAGACGUCACAGGAAGUUCCACAGAAAAAUGCCAUAGCCAAAACUGUUGCGCUCUUCCUUCUUAAUAUCCUACGUGAAAUAUUUUGGAGUUUUUUUUGGUUAAGGUGAAGGACUACAUAAAAAGAUCAGAUUUUAACAAAAAAACACAACUGGGUGUCAUCCCCUGCAGUGUAAGUUGACCAAUUCAUCGAGUCUUAGUCCACCGUGUUCUUAUUAUUAGUAAAAAGUGGCCGCGUAAGUCGAUGUCAACAUAUGCGAACGAACGCUUUUGUUGACAUAAAAUUUGAAGGCCUCAAGGGGUUAUUUCUAUGACAAAUCAGUCAGUUUGUGUGUCAGUGUGCCAGUGUAAAGGCGGUCAUGCGAGAAAAGAAGGGCAAAAUACGUGAGCUUCCCAGGAAAAACGGGAAGGUUGACAGGUAUGACGCGAUACAGUGUUGUUAACGUUAUCAUUAUCGCUAAGCAGAGUGAAACGAAGCGCCUCAGACUUCUUGAAAGAAGGGGCAGAAAGGUGGGAGGAGAGGAAAGGAACUUCCGCUUACCUUCAAAGCUUUGCCAUCGGACCAAAGAUAGAUUAUUUUUUUCAUCCCUCGUCAUUUUCGCAACUAGUGAAAUACACCAAUUUCACGUUUUUUUAAUGCCAGUAUUGGCGUCUUCCCUAAUUAUGUCAAAAACUACUUAUGUGGACGUGAGGCAGCCAGUCGACUUAAGCGAGUUCCAUUGUGUUACUGUGUGGCGUAUGUAGCAAGGCAACAUGUUUUGUUUACUUCCACUUUGGGCUUCUCAUUCACAUGAAUGCUUUUGGCUUUUGAAGAUGGAUGCCCUCCCUGGCCGAGAAUCCAACCCGUGCCCUCCGCAGUGAAAAGCGGAAGCGCUUCCCCUUACAUUCCAUUUAAUGAGCCGAUGGCCGUGUUUACUGAGAUACAUCACAAUGCUCGGAUCGCAUCAACCAAGCUCGCUGUUGGAAGACAGUCCUUGGUUGUUUCACAGUGUCCUCACCUAAACAUGAGAAAAGCUUCUCAUGUUGUGUGCUUAUCGUCUCCAACUGUGCUUGGAAAAUGAAAUGUUGGACCUAACAGUCAUGUCUUUCAAGCAAAAGAUAAGAUUGUGGAGUGAGUGAUUACUAGAUCAUGUAACAGUCAUCAUGACAAGCAAGACCCCCAAAAGAAACUAAACAGAGAACACUGUAGAUUGGAAACUACCAAAUUUGGCAUGUUGGACUUUUUUGAUGACAGAAGAUUUCCAAAUCUAUUUUCAGACCUCUUAACUUGAAAAGGGUGCCAAAGUUCUGCAAACAUGUUUACUCUGGCUUCUCCUUUCGACAUGUCCUAUUUGCAUGUUCUGACAAGAAAUGUGCAUGUGCAAACAAAAAAAAAAAAAAAUGGGGGGGAAAUGCAUUGUUACUUGUCUACCAUUGUUUUUAAUGCAUUUUUGUUGCAUUUCUGAUUUUCUACACACCCAGCGUGUAGAUGACCUGAACUUGAAUAACAGUCACAGAACCUGCCCCCCAGAAAGUGGAUAUGUUCUUGCAGAGUGGUUCUAAAGUGGCUCAAUCCUUCGCUGCCUGAUCUGUUACUAGACUGUCUGUCGCACAGUCAUACUGUAUACUGUACCUAAAGAUUUUGUAGUAUAAAGUACAAAUCCUUGAAUAAAGAA